Solanum lycopersicum (tomato) is the source of this 1113-nucleotide messenger RNA. NCBI's taxonomy places the organism in Eukaryota, Viridiplantae, Streptophyta, Magnoliopsida, Solanales, Solanaceae. The record is from RefSeq and is a predicted model, not a curated record.
AUGAUUCAAACAAAGUUGAAUCAAGUGAUUGCUGGAAUUAGAUUUGAUCAUGGAACUGAGUUUGAAAACUCAAAAAUCGAUCAAUUCUGCAUGAAAAAUGGCAUUAGCCAAAAAAUUUCUGCUCCAAGAACUCCUCAACAAAAUGGAGUAGUGGAAAGGAAAACAGAACCUUGUAUUCAUGUUGUGUUUGAUGAAGAUGGAAGUUUGAAAGGUGCUGCAUCAAAUGAUGAAGAUGAGUUGAUUGAGCUGUUUAAUUCACAGAAAAUUGUAGAAAGUGAAGCUGUUGUAAAUGAUCAGUUGAGGAAUGACAAUGAUAAUGAUAAUCACAGCCUCUUUGAAAAGGCUGAUGAAGUUGAAAAAUGUGAAGAGGGAUCUGGUACCAUUCUGAACUCCAGUCAGAAUUCCUCAAACUCUCCAGAAAAUGAUGAUUUCUUUGAAGAAGAAGAACAUACUAAUCAGCUGAACCAGUUGACCUUUAGACCAGGAUGGAAACAUAGUUUAUCACAUCCACUUGAUAAUCUUAUCUCACCUUUGAAUUCUGGAUUUCACACUAGAUCAAAAACAAGAAAUCUAGCUGCAUUCUUAACGAUUAUAUCAUCUAUUGAGCCUAAGAAUGUGAAAGAAAACAAAUCUAGAUUAGUUGUUCAAGGAUACAAUCAGGAGGAAGGAAUAGACUAUGAUGAAACUUUUGCUCCUGUUGCAAGGAUGGAGGCUAUCAAAAUUCUAAUAGCUUUUGCAGUAUUCAUAGGAUUCAAGCUAUAUCAAAUGGAUGUCAAGAGUGCUUUUCUAAAUGGAGACUUAAAGGAGGAGGUGUUUGUUAAACAACAUCCUGGGUUUGAGGAUGCUGAGUCACCAGAUCAUGUGUUCAAAUUAAAUAAGGUAUAUGUGGAUGACAUAAUCUUUGGAGCAACAUCAGAGCAUUUGUGUGAAGAAUUUUCGUCAUUAAUGGGAAAGGAGUUUGAGAUGAGCAUGAUGGAUGCUGAUUUUGCUGGUUAUCAAGUUGACAGAAAGAGUACUUCUAGAAUGGCCCAUUUCCUUGGAUCUUCACUUAUUUCAUGGGGAACUAAGAAACAGAAUUUUGUAGCUCUUUCAACAGUCGAAGUUGAAAUGUAG